CUAUAAAACCGAGGCCCAGUCCCUCCAUCUCAAAAAUUUCAAGACUCAUGCUUGCCUUCUAAGCACGACUAGUUUGUUAGCUGAUAUCUCAUCAUCUCCUCCGAUCCGAUCCGAUCCUUCCUUUGAGCCUGUCUAGAUCUCUCUCUCUACAGUGGUCAACAUAAACUCGAUCUGUGCUUAGUAGACUGUAGAGGUAGAGCAAUCUUAAUAUACCAGAGCAGAUGCCGAUCGCCAGCAGUAGACUGCCAAAUCUUCCAGCUGGGUUCCGGUUCCACCCCACAGAUGAGGAGCUCAUCGUCCACUACCUCAUGAACCAAGCUUCCUCCCUCCCAUGCCCUGUCCCCAUCAUCGCCGAGGUCAACAUCUACCAGUGCAACCCGUGGGAUCUUCCUGCCAAAUCUUUGUUUGGAGAGAACGAGUGGUACUUCUUCAGCCCGAGGGAUCGCAAGUACCCGAAUGGCGCCCGCCCCAACCGUGCCGCCGGAUCGGGCUACUGGAAGGCCACCGGCACCGACAAGGCCAUCCUGUCGACUCCGACGAGCGAGAACAUCGGAGUGAAGAAGGCCCUUGUGUUCUAUGGGGGUAAGCCUCCCAAGGGCACCAAGACAGACUGGAUCAUGCACGAGUACCGCCUCACAGGAGCCAACAAGGGCACGAAACGUAGAGGAUCAUCCAUGAGGUUGGACGACUGGGUCCUCUGCAGGAUCUACAAGAAGAGCAACAAUUUCCAGUUCUCUGAUCAGGACCAGGAGGGCUCAACUGUGGAGGAAGAAUCCCUCAACAACAACAUGAACAGCACAAGCGCAGCCUCGCCCAACAAGUCUGACGCCAAUGAUCAUGAUGAUCAGUUCCAAUUCCAACCGACGACCAUGAGCAUGAGCAAGUCAUACUCGAUCACCGAUCUCCUCAACACCAUCGACUACUCGGCGCUCUCGCAGCUCCUCGAUGCCCCAGCUGAAGCUGAGCCACCGCUAAUCUACCCAACAACAACACAAACACACCAAUCACUUAACUAUAACAACAACGUGAUGAACAAUAACAGCCACUUCAAUCUGCCAGAAGCAGCAGACGCAUGUCCAGAUUACGUUGCGCCUAAUAACUGCAACGGUCUGAAGAGGAAGCGAGUGAUGACCAUGGACGGUGCUGAAUCCUCCUUCGAUGAUGGCAGCAGAAAAUUACUGAAGCUGCCAAGUGAUUCAAGGAGCAGCGGCCACGGCCAUUUUGUUGGCAGCACGAGCAGCUACUGCAACCAGCAGCUUGUGGACACGAGUGGCUUUCAGUACAGCAGCCUGCUGAGCUAUCCAUUCAUCGAGAUGCAGUAGCGUCGAUCUGUGCGCUACUAUUGCAACCAGCGAGAUGUUGAUGUGAAUUCAUACCACGGAAACUUCACUGGGUCAAACAAACAGAACUAGAAAAGACAUACUGGAUUGUUCCUGCUUGUGACCGGAAAAAUUCAGAAUUGCUCAAGCAUUUCGUUUUCAUUUUCAUUUAAAAGGUUGUAAAUUAGGGCCAGGUGUACGUACUACUGAAAGUCACGUGUGGAUGGGAUCAAUGAAGAAAAGCUAAAGAUGACCACGUUUCUUGUA
Molecule: messenger RNA, 1586 nt
Organism: Setaria italica (foxtail millet)
Lineage: Eukaryota; Viridiplantae; Streptophyta; Magnoliopsida; Poales; Poaceae
Product: NAC transcription factor 29
Exons: 3
Coding region: 222-1322 (366 amino acids)
Biological process (GO): regulation of DNA-templated transcription
Molecular function (GO): DNA binding
Source: RefSeq, a predicted model, not a curated record